AUAUUUGUAAGCUAAAAUGUUUACGCACAAAUUGUUUAAUUUACGCUGCCGCAGUCUAAUGCGAAAAUAUGCGAGCCAAACCAGUGCAGCAGCCAGUAGUGUCCGUUUAGAGAAUGAGAAGCUCCAAAAGUAUUUAGAAAAUUUACGUGGGGAAUAUUAUGCAUUGCGAGUGAAUACAGCCGGCAAUAGCCAUGCGUAUGCCCGUAUGGCUCGCCUAGAAGGUGUUGUUAACGCCCUGGAGCGGCAGCGUGCUUUAGAGCGAAAUUUGACCAGCAAACAUGACCUAGAUAAGGAAACGGACGAAGAUAUGCGCAAGCUAAUGGAGGAGGAGAAUGAAGUGUACACGGAUUUGAUACGCAAACAGGAAGAGGUCAUAUUGCAGGAGCUGCUUUUGCUUGCCGACGACGAAAAUUAUCCUGCCGUUAUAUUUGAAGUGAAUGCCGGCGCUGGCGGUCAGGAGGCCAUGCUCUUUGCCAAAGAGUUGUAUGAAAUGUACACAAACUACUUCGAGCACAUGGGCUGGGACUUUGAAGAGUACGCUUACGAAACUACCGACAUUGGCGGGCUACGACAUGCUAACAUAAUGGUCAACGAUUCACAGGCAUACAUGUGGCUCUGUAAUGAGGCGGGAGUUCAUCGCGUACAGCGAGUGCCGGCCACUGAGAAGUCAGGGCGCAUGCACACAAGCACAGCUUCCAUUACAGUAAUACCAAGGCCAGCUGAUUUCCAGAUUAAUAUAGCUGAGAAGGACCUGAAGAUAGAGACUAAACGCGCCAGUGGUGCUGGGGGACAACACGUAAACACAACAGACUCGGCCGUCCGUAUUGUUCAUCUACCCACGGGCCUAGCCGUUGAAUCACAAUCGGAACGUUCACAGCUAAAAAAUCGUGAACUGGCUUUAAAACGCCUGCAAGCUAAACUUCUGCAACAGCAGCUUCAGAGCGCAGAGUCGAGCAAACAAGCCACGCGCAAGGCUCAACAAGGCAGUCUUAAUCGCAAUGAAAAGAUACGCACCUAUAAUUAUGUGCAGGAUCGCGUCACAGAUCAUCGCAUACAGGGCGGAACUCUGCAUAACAUCAGCGGAUUUCUUGAGGGUGGAGAUCAGCUGAGCCGCCUUAUCGAGCGCUUGCAAUUAGAACAGCGAAAGGUGAAACUGGCGUCGCUUAUAGAAAUGUGGCAGCCACCGUCAGAUGUUAACAAUUAGAACCAAAUACAGAUCGUUUAAGGAA
Molecule: messenger RNA, 1229 nt
Organism: Scaptodrosophila lebanonensis
Lineage: Eukaryota; Metazoa; Arthropoda; Insecta; Diptera; Drosophilidae
Gene: mRF1
Product: peptide chain release factor 1-like, mitochondrial
Exons: 1
Coding region: 17-1204 (395 amino acids)
Biological process (GO): translational termination
Molecular function (GO): translation release factor activity
Source: RefSeq, a predicted model, not a curated record